CCUGUCGUACACUCCAACUCUGAGCAUAAUGGCUUGGGAUUAUUUCAGAUCGCCCAGCUACUUAAGAAAAGUAAAUGGCACUGUGGCUCUCAACAAUGCAGCAGACAUCUCUGUUAUUGUUAUUUACUUUUUGGUUGUCCUGGCUACGGGUGUUGUGGCUAUGGUCCGCACCAAUCGAUCCACUGUGGGUGGCUUCUUCCUUGCAGGGAGGAGUAUGGUGUGGUGGCCGAUUGGAGCUUCCCUCUUUGCAAGCAACAUAGGCAGCGGCCACUUUGUAGGGAUUGCUGGUACUGCUGCAGCUGCUGGAAUAGCCAUUGGUGGAUUUGAAUGGAAUGCUCUUAUUGUUGUCGUCAUUCUAGGAUGGCUCUUCGUACCAAUCUACAUCAAAGCUGGGGUUGUCACCAUGCCCGAGUACCUGAGGAAGAGGUUUGGAGGACAGCGAAUUCGCAUCUACCUCUCUGUGCUCUCCCUCUUUUUAUAUGUCUUUACAAAGAUCUCUGCCGACAUGUUCUCUGGUGCCAUUUUCAUCAGGGAAGCUCUUGGUCUGAAUAUCUAUGUCGCAGUCAUCGCGCUACUGGCAAUUACAGCUUUAUACACCGUAACAGGUGGACUGGCUGCAGUGAUAUACACAGACACCUUGCAGACCUUCAUUAUGGUGAUUGGAUCCUUCAUUCUCAUGGGAUUUGCUUUCAAUAAGGUCGGAGGCUAUGAAAGUUUCCAGAAUAGCUACAUGGAGUCAAUUCCCUCAGUCACCAAUAACAUCAGUACAGAGUGCUACCUACCUCGGCAAGACUCCUUCCACAUUUUCAGGAAUGCAAUAACCGGAGACUUGCCAUGGCCUGGCUUGGUGUUUGGACUAACAAUUCAGGCCACCUGGUACUGGUGCACAGAUCAAGUGAUUGUUCAGCGUUGCCUCUCAGCUAAGAAUCUCUCUCACGUCAAAGGAGGUUGCAUUUUGUGUGGCUACCUGAAGCUGUUGCCCAUGUUUCUCAUGGUUUUUCCCGGAAUGAUAAGCAGGAUCUUAUACACUGAUGUGGUGGCAUGUGUGGUACCAGAAAUAUGUGAACAAGAAUGUGAAGCUAAAGUGGGAUGCAGCAACAUUGCCUAUCCCAAACUGGUGGUGGAGCUUAUGCCAAAUGGUCUGAGGGGUUUGAUGCUAUCGGUGAUGUUAGCCUCUCUAAUGAGCUCCCUCACCUCAAUAUUUAACAGUGCUAGUACUCUGUUCACCAUGGACAUCUACACUAAGAUCCGCCCCCGUGCCAAAGAAAAGGAACUGAUGAUUGCUGGCAGGGUGUUUAUCCUGAUCCUAAUUGGUAUAAGCAUCGCCUGGAUUCCUGUUGUACAGGCAGCCCAGAGUGGUCAGCUCUUUGACUACAUCCAGUCAAUCACCAGCUAUCUCACUCCACCUGUGGCAGCCGUCUUCAUGCUUGCCAUAUUUUACAAAAGAGUUAACGAACCAGGUGCCUUUUUUGGACUCAUGAUCGGACUCGUAAUAGGACUAUCGAGGAUGAUUGCAGAGUUUGCCUUCGGGACAGGGAGCUGUGUUACUCCAAGCAAUUGUCCCUAUAUCAUCUGUGGAAUACACUACCUCUACUUCGGGAUGAUCCUGUUUCUUAUUUCCUGCAUCCUCAUAGUCGGAAUCUCCCUAGUCACUAAGCCCAUUGAUGACAAGCAUCUGUAUAGAUUGUGCUGGAGUCUGAGGAACCGUACAGAAGAAAGAGAGGAUAUUGACAAAGACGAGGAUUGGGCCGAUGAUCAAGACAGUGAUUCAGAUAGUGAAGGAUCAGAGAAGAAACCUGGCUUCUGCAAGAAAGCACUCAUGUGCUUCUGUGGCCUGGAGGACAAAAAAGCACCAAAACUGACUCCAGAAGAGGAAGCAGAGCUGAAGAGACAGCUCACAGAUACAUCAGAGAAACCUCUCUGGAAGAACAUUGUCAAUGCAAACGCCAUCAUUCUCCUCUGUGUGGCCGUGUUCUUUCACGGAUACUUCGGUUAGACAAACCCCAUCGACAUUAAGCAAACCUGGAUGCUGUACUUUCUAUUUAAGUCAAAGGGUUUUACGAGGAUUUAAAUUAGGACCAAACCAGUAGCACUUACAUGACAUAUGGUAACGUAUCAGUCUUCAUGUAUUGUGUAAUCUGAUCACACUCAGAAUACAGUGUAUUUUUCUUAUUUUUUAUUUUUGGUAUUUGUCACCUGCAGUAAAGCAAUAACAGAUUACAUCUAAAUACUCAAAUGUUUAUCUUGACUUCUACAUAUCAUACGUGUAGAUAUUCCUUGAUGAACUGGAGAUAUUCAUCUUUGUGUGCUUCUUGUUUUUUUUUUGUAAAAGAGGAAAGUAGCGCUGUGGUUCAGGACAGCCUAUAUGUGUAGGUUUAGUUUGGCUUCUUUUUACCCGAACGGAGCACAGAAAAUACAAGUAAAGAUUUUCUUUAAAGUUAAGAUUGUUAUUGUGAUAAUGCACAAGUGCAUUUGGUAGUGGCUCAUUCUAACUACAAAGCCUAAUCUCUUAUAACUGAAAACAUAAAAAAAUUUUUUUCUUCUCAAGUUUACAUACAAUUUUGUAUUUAUUGUCAGAUGCUGCAUUAAGUCAUCAUGAAAAAAUGAACAACAUGACAAAAAUGUAUAUCUGGGGGGAAGCUUGUAAUAUUUAACCAGUGAAGGACAAAAAAAUAUGGUUGUUAAUUGCCUCAGGAUGUAUGCUUGUGCUACCUCAUUAAUCGAAUUCAACUGGGUGUUUUCAUUAUGUGUGCUCAAAGUCCAUGAGUGCUGCCACUUUUUAAAUCCACAUUCCUAACUCUGUGUUUUUUCAGGUGUUAAUGAGUAAAAACAUCUCAUGGAAAGAGGGUUUGGAAUUUCUACAAGCGCUCAGACUCUCUCUAUGCUUCCACUUAGUGGAUUAAAAUCCUUCAUAAGUUCAAAUUAAAAGUAGAUUUUAUCUUACUGUUUUGAACCCUAAAUAUCUGGCUAAAUAUGUUAACACUGAGGAUAAUAAUGUUUAUGAUUUUUAAUUGCUUAAACUGAACAUUUCUAUGUCUCUCUGAAUACGACACAUAACACCCUCUUCAUUUUAUAACUAACUCUCUGGUCAAUGUACAAUAGUACCAACAUGAUGCUGUUAUGUCAUUACUGCCUUUGCAGUGCUCACGUUCUUCCAACUAAUUUCUUCAGCCCACGCCUUUUUCUCCAACAGCUGCAAACGACUUUAUAGCCGAUAUGUUUAUCAGGCAGGUAGUGAUAGUGCUGAUUGUCUCUUUCCUAAGAAUAAGGAAAUCAUAGGUCAGUAAUGGGACUUGUUUGUCAGAUAGGACAUUUUGUCAUAAAUGAAAUGAUGAUUAUCAGCUCAACUGAAUGCAUCUAAUGCAUAAGCAGACACAUAAGUUUUGAAUCACUCCAACAUGAAUUUGACUGCUCUGCUGUCUACAGCUGAACAAAUUGCUAAACAUUUUAGUAAAGCUAUAACAGAGUAAAUCUUUCCCGCACAAGACAGAUGGUAAAUACAUUUUUAAGCAAAAGGUAAUAUAACAGCCUCUCUCUAAAAUAGAUGGUCCAUGUUUUUGUUGUUCUUUUUCAAACAGUAAUAAGAAUAGGCUGUCCCAGAGAUCAUAGUAAAUCCUCACUGAAGCAGGAGUUUAUCAUUUUGAAAUAGAAGUGCUACAUAUGCAUUAUCUGAAAUUUAAAUAUA
Messenger RNA from Cyprinodon variegatus (sheepshead minnow), 3685 nucleotides. RefSeq names its product sodium/glucose cotransporter 1-like. The transcript has 15 exons. Gene Ontology annotation, biological process: sodium ion transport; transmembrane transport. Lineage: Eukaryota; Metazoa; Chordata; Actinopteri; Cyprinodontiformes; Cyprinodontidae. Gene Ontology annotation, cellular component: plasma membrane. The coding region runs from base 29 to 1996 and encodes 655 amino acids. Gene Ontology annotation, molecular function: D-glucose:sodium symporter activity. The record is from RefSeq and is a predicted model, not a curated record.